Molecule: messenger RNA, 1515 nt
Organism: Momordica charantia (bitter melon)
Lineage: Eukaryota; Viridiplantae; Streptophyta; Magnoliopsida; Cucurbitales; Cucurbitaceae
Source: RefSeq, a predicted model, not a curated record
AAAAGGAAAGAGAAAAAGAAAAAAAGAUACAAAUUAAAGUGCUCCCUCAACCUUCUCAUCCUCCAUUGAAAUCUCCCUUUCAAGUUUUCCUUCAUCUCCUCCACACAAAAUCAAAACUCCAAAAACCUUCACUCCUCCAUAAGAGCAUGCUCAAAAAUUCCUCCAUGAAAAUUUCCCACUAGAGCUUCUUCUUCUUCUUCUUCUUCUUCCCUCAAAAGGGUUUCUGUGUUUCUUCUCCAUAUCAAAAUAUAAGACCUCAAAUUACACAAAUGAUGGCUGGAAACCCUAAUUGGUGGGCCAUAUUUCCACCUUCUUCUUCUUCUUCUUCUUCUUCUCUUUUUCCCCCUCAGUUUCCUUCUAAUUUCUCUGAUCACCUUCACCCUCACUCAUGGAGCCAACUCCUUUUAGGUGAUGAAGAUAGGGUUAUUAAUAACCAAACCCAGAUGGGUCAUUAUCAGCCAAAAAAUUUGGAGAAUUGGGAGGACCAAAUAUUGAAUAAUAACCAUAAUCAAUCCCCUAAUUUUGUUGAUAUUGUUAAGCAAGAAGUCUCCAACAACAGGGAUCAGUCUCUAAUUCUUCAGCCUGACUCUACUUUAACUUCUUCUUCUUCUCACUCCAACAAAUUCCUAAACUUUACUUACAAUAAUUCCAACCCAGAUCACAACAUCAAUCAAUCUGCCUCACAACACUCCCCAGAGUCUAACCGGUCCGCCGCCUCCGGUGGAGCGUGUAAGAAGGCUAGGGUUCACCCGCCGUCUUCCAGCCAGCCACCUCUGAAGGUGAGGAAGGAGAAACUUGUGGAUCGAAUAACCGCUCUUCACCAAAUUGUUUCCCCAUUUGGAAAGGCUCUUAGUUACCCUUAUCUGCGCAGCAGUGCUCCAAAAGAUCUCAGAAACUCACAACAACCCGCUCUUUUGAACGACUCGUGUCCCAGGAGAAAAGCCACCCUCAACCAGGGAGAGGAAAUGAUGAACCAAGAGAAGCCAUUGAAGCCAUUGAAGGACCUGAGGAGCAGAGGGUUAUGUUUGGUACCAGUUUCAUGCACACAGCUUGUUGGAGGAGACAACAAUGGAGCUGCCUACUGGGCUCCUGCCUACAGCACUGGCUUUUGAAAUAUUCUAAUAAUUUCCAAACCAAGAAGAAGGCAGCCAUUGAAGACCCCAUCAAAAGCUUGCCAAAUUAAUGCCAUUAUUAAUUAUGAUUAGCAUAUAUAACAUCAUGACCAGUCACCCCUAAGUGCAAAACCCUCCAUGGCUGUGACUGCUCAAGAUGCUAUAUAAUAAUAUAUAUACCAUCUUAUUCAUGUAAGGUUUUAAAUUAAUCAUAAUCUUAUAUUAUUGCAGCCUCUUUUUUGUUUUCUUUUGUUUAAUAAACAUUGUCAUUAGGGCUUAAUUAAUUAAUUUUCUCUUUUGAGCUGUAACCCACCAGAUGUAUAGGGCAAAGUUUCAAAAUAACACAAAGUUAUAUUGUGUGGACAAAAGAUAUAUGAUUCACUCUUAUCUUAUCUAUGCUUCA